UGCUACUGUAGCGUCUGCUUUUCUGUAUACUUACUAAAGGGAACCUUGACCACCAAGGACUAAGAACACCGCUGUAGCAGAAAUGUCUGGGUUCACUGAAAAACUCAGUUCUUACACUAUGACGCAGUUAAAUGAGUUGCUUGAGGACGAGGAAAAGCUCAACAAAAUCGUCCAAGAUUUAGAAGAGGGCAGAGUAAAGGCAGGAAGAGGAGUCGUCUUUCUCGUCACUGAGGAAAAGCAGGCCCCUGUUGAAGACACAACCUACCCAAAACUGUGGUUUCCUCUUUUGUGUUUUGUGACUGCCAAAUCUAUGCGCUACACGCAGGGCGUGCAGCAGUCCAAGGACGUGGUGCUGGCCGGGAAUCGCAGCCUGGCCGAGCAGAACCUCCUGCUGCAGCCCUCACUGGACCUGCAGAAGAACGAGCUCACAAAGCGGUACCGCUGCCUCCAGGAGCUCUUCGAAAGCUUCCAGCUCCGCAAGUCCACGUUAGAUCAUAAGUUAGGCAGUGGAUCGAUGGACACACUGUUGGCCCUCCUGCAGGCAGAAGGUGCCAAGAUUGAGGAGGAGACUGAGAAAAUGGCGGACCUGUUCCUGGAUGGCGGGCAGCCAUUGGAGUCCUUCGUCGAUGAUUACCAGAGCAAGAGGAAGCUGGCGCACCUGCGGCGAGUGAAGAUCGACAGGCUGAGAGAGAUGGUCCUGAGGGGCGUCAGGAUGCCCCAGGCCCCCGUGGUUCAGCCCACCCCCGCGCCUGCCCCCCAGCUCGCCCCCGAGGCCGACACCAACGGCUCCCCGACUCCCGCGCCCCGGAGGUCCCCCACCCAACCGGCUCAGCCCGCGUCCGCCCAGCCCGCCGGGCUCUCCGGCUUCCCCUACCCGCCCUGCCCGUACCCCUCCGUCCCGCCCCAGACGGGCUACGCCUCCGCCUUCCUCCCCGAGGGCCUGGGGCCCCAGCCCGGCUUCAUCAUGCAGUGA
This is a messenger RNA of Conger conger (European conger), 973 nucleotides long. It is a transcript of the gene vps37bb, whose product is annotated as VPS37B subunit of ESCRT-I b. Bases 83 to 973 code for a protein of 296 amino acids. The record is from RefSeq and is a predicted model, not a curated record. NCBI's taxonomy places the organism in Eukaryota, Metazoa, Chordata, Actinopteri, Anguilliformes, Congridae. The transcript has 5 exons. Gene Ontology annotation, biological process: ubiquitin-dependent protein catabolic process via the multivesicular body sorting pathway; protein targeting to vacuole; protein targeting to membrane. Gene Ontology annotation, cellular component: ESCRT I complex.